Cyphellophora attinorum is the source of this 1923-nucleotide messenger RNA. RefSeq lists its product as uncharacterized. The transcript has 2 exons. The record is from RefSeq and is a predicted model, not a curated record. Lineage: Eukaryota; Fungi; Ascomycota; Eurotiomycetes; Chaetothyriales; Cyphellophoraceae. The coding region runs from base 1 to 1923 and encodes 640 amino acids.
AUGGAUAACGCAGGCGAGCCAAUCUGGCCCUACGGGUUCCGUGUCCAGUGGUCAGUCAAAGAGUUGUUCGACGGCAACGACAACAACGAUACUGGAGCAUCAUCAGCGCUAAGGAUCCCGAUCCGACCUCCUAGCGUCGAUGAGAUAGCCCAGCACAUUCAUCCAGAUAUCGAUCAACGACUCCAAGCAUCUGCAGUAUCCCUCAGCCAGUGGGAAGAGAAGACCGACACCCUCGGGCUGAGUCAUCGAGGACGAAGGACGGUUUUGCAAGGAGCCAUCAACGAUCUGGCUGAUGCUGAGCGCGAAGAGGUCCUGCGAUGCGAUUCCUGGUGGCGUCAGCAAGCCCUAGAGUACGGCGAUGAUCAUUUCACCGAAACAGAGUCAAUCGGCGGAAGUCCAGAAGCAGCUAUUAUUGAGUAUUUGAACAGAGCAGAAGCCGUCAGAGACCUCCUCAUUUACGUCAACAAGAAGAUCUGCUCGACACAAAGCAAAUCAUGGCAAUGCGAUACCUGGGACUACGAUCGUCCCGCAAUCGUGAUGCAUACCGGAAUUGGGUAUACAGGAGACCAGAGAAGGAAAGCACAGCUCGAGCCUUUCAAGAAAGUUGCCUGCAUCACAGCGCUGGACAGCCUGUGCAACAAAAAUGGCUGGUCGCUGGUCGCUUACUUCUGCGAGACUAUUUCAUCAACUGCGGAGAACGCACGGUUGAAGAAAUACAGACAUCUGUUGACUGUAAUACGCAAAGACGCCGACAAUGUUGUGGAGGCAAGAGCAGUCCUUCGGCCCUACUUUGAAGAUCCACUGCAAGCUUUGGAUCCCAGUGCAGGCAAGGGCAGUGAUUGUGCGUGGCAGUCUUGUGAACACGCUAUAGAAGACAAGGCUGCAGCGUUCGUUCCCCACAUCAAAGAUUUCGAGAGCCUGAAAUUACACGUCGACGAACACGACGUAAAUCGCUCAACGAAGGCUCUGGAUCCCGAUCUUCUGCGCAAGAUGCUCAUGUUCGAUUACCCAGAGGAAGAGGAUGCGCGCGCACUGAAUCCAUUCUCCCAUUUCCGCCGGCUAGGAGCAGAGUUCGAGGAGCUUCUAAAUCCCGAUGAGCUUGUGGGCAGCCAGGCAACGAUGGCAAGGCACGUCGGUCCCGAGAGUCCUAGUUCGCAGCAGAGAGCGUCCCCAAGGACUCCUGCUGCACUUCGCAUACAGGCCUACAACUUUGGGUCUCCAAGAGAUCUUAGGCAGCGCCUUUUUGCCACUCCACCGCAGGCGGGAAGUGAAGGAAGGACAGCCAAGGACGGUCCGACGGCUAGUCAGAGUCAGACUACCCAGAUACAAAAAGACCUCGCGAUCUUGACCCUCGCAGUACUUAGCGCUCGCGAAAUUGAUAUUGCAGACCGCAGUGCCGUCAUCCAGGGACGUCUGACUUCUGUCAACGUUCCAGUGACCGUGGUCCGACGACUCCUUUGCAAUCCAGCACUCGUUGAGAUGCAUCCAGCCCUGGGACAGAAAACUGUGGCAGAAGAAGGAGCUUCGCAUCCUGAUAGACCAGUUGUCUACAACGAUUUUGUCGAUGACAUAGCGGUCUUGGUCGAAGCUUUGGCGCUGGCCCGUGAUAUCAACAUGUCCGAGGACCGAGCCAUAGUGGUCGACAAAUUCGCAUCGAAGCUGAUCCCCGUCGAUGUCGCGGAACGAGCUAUCGACAACAACCGUAUCAAGAACAAACGAAGGCGAUGGCGGAAUGAACAGGAAACACAGGCCAAAAAGAUCAAGCUCGAGAAUUGCGAGGACGAAACGAACGAUGGCAGCUAUUCGCGGUCUGGGUCUGAGUCGGUGGACGAUAGCGAGGAGGGCCAAGAGCCACGAGAUGUCGUCGACAGUGCGUAUAGCUCGCAGACCAACAUGUCUGUGUUGAGGAGCGGUGAGGACUGA